GAAGUGCUCGGAGCUGAUAACACAGGCAUAACUUCGCGCAUGGAAAUUUUUAAAUAUGGACGAUUUGUUUAGUGUAUUCGACGAGGUUCAAAAACCCACGUCUAAAAUAUACACCACAGUAGCAACCAAUUCAGGGACAACCUCGGACGAAACUGCAGCUGCUGACAAAGCCAGCAAUUCAGACGACUUCGUUGAAGCGGUUAUUGGUGGCAAGCGGCCAAUAGACAACGAAUUCGAGGAGGAGUCCCACAAGAAACUGAAAGCGUCGAAUAUUUGGGAUGACAUCAACCCUGACGAUUAUGUUCCACGCGUGAGGGUACAUACUUUAGAUACAGCUGAAGCAUGUGUUCACGAAGUGGCUGUCCCAGAAGACGUCGAGUUUGUUCCCUUGCGAGUCGGCGAGAAUCCGCCAGUGCGAGAGUACCCCUUUAUUUUAGAUCCCUUUCAAAAAGAAGCAAUAGCCUGCUUGGAAAACAACCAGAGUGUACUUGUGUCAGCCCACACGUCUGCAGGAAAAACAGUUGUUGCAGAGUAUGCAGUCGCACUAGCAUUUCAGGAGAAACAAAGGGUCAUAUAUACGACACCUAUCAAAGCCCUCAGCAACCAGAAAUACAGAGAAUUCAACGAUGACUUCAAAGACGUUGGCCUUAUGACUGGUGAUGUCACCAUCAAUCCAAAUGCCAGUUGCCUCAUUAUGACAACGGAGAUUCUUCGGAGCAUGCUGUACAAAGGCUCUGAGGUGAUGCGAGAAGUUGGUUGGGUGAUUUUCGACGAGAUCCACUACAUGAGAGACAAGGAACGUGGUGUGGUGUGGGAAGAAACCAUCAUCCUUUUGCCGGACAAUGUUCACUACGUCUUUCUCUCUGCUACUAUUCCAAAUGCACGGCAGUUUGCGGAGUGGAUCUGUCACUUGCAUAAACAGCCAUGUCAUGUAGUGUACACAGAAUACAGACCUGUACCGCUUCAACAUUAUAUCUUCCCGGCUGGUGGGGACGGGCUCCAUCUUGUUGUCGACGAAAGUGGUACAUUCAAAGAAGAGAACUUUAACGCUGCCAUGACGGUGCUGCAGAAUGCCGGAGAUGCAGCUAAGGGGGACUCUGCAAUGAAAGGAAGACGGGGAGGCUUCAAAGGUGAAUCUAACUGCUACAAAAUCGUAAAGAUGAUCAUGGAACGUGAUUAUGCCCCCGUGAUUGUGUUCAGCUUCAGCAAGAAGGAGUGCGAAGCAUACGCGACUCAAAUGGCAAAGAUCGACUUGACGACAUAUAACGAGAAGAAGCUGGUGGAGGAGGUCUUCAACAAUGCGAUGGAUUCCUUAUCAGAAGAAGAUCAGAAGCUACCACAGGUUGAGCAUGUGCUUCCGCUGCUGAAGCGCGGAAUAGCUAUUCACCACUCAGGCCUUCUCCCUAUCUUGAAAGAGACUAUAGAGAUUCUGUUUGCUGAGGGACUAAUCAAGGCCCUCUUUGCAACCGAAACCUUUGCCAUGGGUUUGAACAUGCCUGCCCGAACAGUACUCUUCACAAAUGCAAGGAAGUUCGACGGCAAGGACUUCAGAUGGGUCACAUCAGGAGAGUACAUUCAGAUGAGUGGACGUGCUGGCCGCCGUGGUCUUGAUGACCGUGGUAUAGUCAUCCUCAUGAUUGACGAGAAAAUGAGCCCUGCAGCUUGCAAAGAUGUUGUCAAGGGCCUGCCAGAUCCCAUCAACAGUGCUUUCCACCUUACCUACAACAUGGUGCUCAACUUGAUGCGUGUCGAAGAAGUCAACCCGGAAUACAUGCUGGAGAGAUCAUUCUUCCAGUUUCAAAACAACGCUUCCAUCCCACAAUACUAUGAAAAGCUACAGAAGCUGCAGGCUCAGCACGACAGCAUAACCCUGGCUAAGGAAAGUGAAGUGGCUUCAUACUACAAAAUACGACAACAGUUGGCUUCACUGGCGAAAGAGCUACAAGGAUUCAUUUCAAAACCACAGUACUGCAUUCCGUUCUUGCAACCGGGACGGAUGGUUCGAAUCGACAAUGGUAUCCAUGACUUUGGCUGGGGCAUCGUCAUAUCCUACCAGAAGAAAAGAAUAACAAACACGAAGGGGCAGCCCGCAGAACUUGACUCAACUGUGAUGGUGGAUACAUUGCUGUAUCUCUCGAAGGAAAGUGCCCAGACGAAACUGACCUCCCAAAUGAGGCCACCACCUGUGGGGGAAAAGGGGGAAAUGCAGGUUGUUCCUGUUCGGAUAGAAAAUGUAUGCCAAUUGAGUUCAGUGAGGCUGUACUUCCAUCAAGACCUCAGAUCCAUAGACAACAGGAUGGCAGUGUACAAAUCUAUAUUAGAAGUUGAGAAAAGAUUUCCUAAAGGUGUGCCUUUAAUUGAUCCCAUAGAGGACAUGGGAAUAAAAGAUAGCACAUUAAAGGAUGCGGUGAAGAAAAUAGAGGCUUUUGAGAGCAGAAUGUAUGCCCAUCCUCUACACAAGAGCCCCGACCUAGAGGCACUGUACUCUCAGUACGAGAAGAAAAUGCAGAUAAUGAAAGAGAUCAAAGAGGUGAAGACAGACUUAAAAAAAGCAAGGUCCUUGCUUCAAAUGGAAGAGCUGAAGAACAGAAAGCGUGUCCUCAGGAGGCUAGGGUACUGCACAGCCGCAGACGUCAUGGAGAUCAAGGGGAGGGUCGCUUGCGAGAUCAGCAGUGCGGAUGAGUUGCUCAUCACGGAAAUGAUAUUCAACAACCUCUUCAACAACCUGAACUGCCAUCAAGCGACAGCCCUUCUUGGGUGUCUCGUGUUUCAAGAAAAAUCCAACGAAAUGCCGAACCUCACGGAAGAACUUUCAGGGCCGCUCAGACAAAUGCAGGACAUAGCGAGGAGGAUAGCCAGGGUGACAAAAGAUGCCAAGCUGGGUAUAGAUGAAGACAAGUACAUCGAGUCAUUCAAGCCUCAUCUCAUGGAUGUCAUUUAUUCCUGGUCAAAGGGAGCCUCCUUCGCUCAAGUUUGCCGGAUGACUGAUGUCUUUGAAGGGAGCAUUAUUCGCUGCAUGAGAAGAUUAGAAGAGCUGCUUCGACAAAUGGUUCAGGCUGCAAAGUGUAUUGGCAACACUGAACUGGAGAACAAGUUCUCCGAAUCCAUCAAACUCAUAAAGAGGGACAUUGUGUUUGCAGCCAGUUUGUAUCUAUAGAGCCACACACAUGAAAUCUACUGUGAAUAAAGUUCAUAUUCAUUUGA
Messenger RNA from Ornithodoros turicata, 3204 nucleotides. It is a transcript of the gene Mtr4, whose product is annotated as exosome RNA helicase MTR4-like. The transcript has 26 exons. Gene Ontology annotation, biological process: maturation of 5.8S rRNA; RNA catabolic process. Gene Ontology annotation, cellular component: nucleus. Gene Ontology annotation, molecular function: ATP binding; RNA binding; RNA helicase activity. Bases 56 to 3157 code for a protein of 1033 amino acids. The record is from RefSeq and is a predicted model, not a curated record. Lineage: Eukaryota; Metazoa; Arthropoda; Arachnida; Ixodida; Argasidae.